This is a messenger RNA of Astrephomene gubernaculifera, 590 nucleotides long. Lineage: Eukaryota; Viridiplantae; Chlorophyta; Chlorophyceae; Chlamydomonadales; Astrephomenaceae. The record is from the annotation of a GenBank genome assembly.
ACGGAGGCGAGUGCGACGGUGGUGCCGGUGCCGGUGGUCCAGCACUUCCUGGAGGAUAUACGGAGCCAUGGCAGCUACCAGGGAUUCCCCACACUGGGCAUCCAGUGGAAGAGGGCCGAGUCGCAGGCGCUGAGGCGCUAUGUGGGCAUGCGACCCGAGCAGACGGGCAUCGUCAUCACCUCCCUCAACCCCACCGCCCCGCUGGCCUCGCUGGCGCAGCCGCUGGACGUGCUGGCGGAGGUGGCGGGGGCGCGGGUGGACAACGAGGGGGGCGUGGAGCUGGGGGCGGCGGGGGAGGGGGGAGAGGGCGCCUGGGGCCCGGGCGGUGCUGAGGAGGAGGAGGAGGAGGGGUCCCCGGACAGGUGCGGGGCUGCAAGGAGAAGAGCAGCAGCAGGUGCAGCAGGUGCAGGUGCAGGUGCAGGUGCAGGCGGAAGCGCGGAGGGGGGAGCCGCAGGCGCGAGCGGGCGCAUCAACCUCACGCACCUGAUCAGCUCCUUCCAGGUCGGCGCCCCCCUGCAGCUCACCCUGCUACGCCAGGGCCAGCCGCGCCCCCUCACCCUGCGCCUCUCCCUGCCCGCCCGCCUGCUGCC